CAAUCUUUAUUUCCUAUCAUAACAAAACAAGUUGCCACCGUUUGGCGAUAUAAAAUUGUUCGUCGGCGUGUCUAAUGCCGAAAGCGUGGUAUAAAGUGUUUCUCUUUUACUAGUAUUUGAAAGUGAAAAUUCUGACACAUAUGCUUGCUAUAUAUAUAUAAACACCAAGGUUCGGUAACACUCUAUUUAGACAUUGCCUGGUGAAUCUCGUUCGCAGUUUGAUCGACGUAUUUAUUCUUCUCUGCUCUCUGAGAACAAGUCGCUGCUGUUGUAAUCUGAAUUCAGGGAUUUUGAUCAUUUUGCUUUUCUUCGAUUAAAUUAAAUCGAAAAUCAUCCAUCCAGCUGAUGUCGACCAACCAACUUGUUCGAUGCUCUCCAAUUUCAUCCGAUUGUUUGGGAAUAGCGAAGAAGCAGGGCUCAUUUGUACUAAAGAGGAAUGGCUGUGAGAUGAACGCUACCAUGACCUGCAGGGCAAACGAUAAAGACGAGCAAGGAAUCACCAGUUGUCUGUCAGCGGUUGAAGGACAUCUACCUUAUUUGAACCGGAAGUGUGGCUGUCCGGAAUGUAUUAUCGCCAGCGAAAAGAUGGAAUUAAAGCACCCCUGUGGGAUCCAAAACGGACGUCAAGGUUUAUGCCUGAAUGAAUCCUUCUUCAAUCAAACUAGAAACGAAUACAUUCAUAAGCAUCAAACUAAGGAACACAGAAAAGAAACAAAUCAUUAUAACGCUCAGCUACGAAACGGCACUGGUUCAUCGUGGCCAAAAAAACACAGAUUCACGGAACCAGCAUGUGACAAAAUUUCCUCUCCUUUACAAUACAAUAACAAUAACAGAAUGUCCGAAAUGUAUGCAACUACGCUGGGUUCAAAUGGGACAAAUACCUUUUCCAGAAUGCUGAGCAUAAGCCCUGUCGGUAAAGGAAACCAAACUGAAACAAACCAGUGGGCAUGGAAUGGCUCCUUGGACUCUUUUAGCAAUCAUCAAACUCAACUGAAAUUAUCAAGUAUUCAACAACCUCAUCCCACCCAACAACUCAGUAGAGACCCACGCUUACGGAGAAAAAGUGAAAUGUUGAAUGGAAAUGAUGCUUCAAGUAUAUAUUAUGUGUACCAAGCUCAAGACAACGCUCAGCUUGUGCAAGGGGGCCAGGAAGGACACAAACAACAAAGCAACAAAAAUAACAACAAGGGAUGCCAGGACCAAGGACUAAAGAGAGCUCUAGACUGGAAUAUGUCAUCACAGCCUCAGCACCCCCAACCACAGCACAUACCAACUAUCUACCCAGAGAGAAGUGGACUGAAUACAAAAAUAAGGGAACAUAAACAAAGUGUUAACGAAAGGAAAGACCAACCAUGCCGGGUAAACAAGCCGUCGCGGAUAAAGCUCGAAGAACUCUUAAAGAAACAUAAUACAUUUGACGGACGUUCUUAUUCACACAAUGCUACUCGUUGGAAUUAUCCAUAUGUUCAAGGCGAGAAAACUUGCAGAACAUCUAUGGCGGAAAAUAAAAAAGAUAUGAAAAGGGCACCGACGUCGGUAGAUAACUGUGGCUCUGAAAGCAAACGAGCAAAGGGCAAUUUCAAUUCAUUUCCAAAUGACCAUGGGCUUCGAAGCAAGUCACCAUGGAACACCGACAAUGAAGAAUUGGAAAAUGAAACCCAACAUUUAGAAAUGGUUGCCCGUGAAGAAAGGAUAAGAAAAUUGAAAAAUCUACUUGCUAAACAAGAGAAAGCACUGGAAUCACUGAGAUUUCGAAAGAACUCUUCCAACGACAAAGCUAUUCCUAAACCCUCUGUAAGAAGUGAAGCAAUUUCCCAGAAAUCAGGUGAUCAAGGGAACACAACCAAAAGCAAUGACCCGCCUCACUCUAACUCAUCAUCAGGGACGACUUUGGGAAAUUCGUUGAAGCGGAGAUGGCUCCAAAACUGGAAUGAGGGAGAGGAGCACGGGCAUGAACCCCCCUUUGAGAAGGAGAAAGAAAACGAAAGGCAAUCUAGCGGUAGCCUAUCUGAAAACGAAGAUCAGAACCUCAGUAAUGCUGAAUUUACAGCAUUGGAAGGACUCGUGACACUCAGCAAGAAUUAGACUUAUGAUUUGAACAAUCGUUAUCAUUUCACCUUAACCAUGUGCCCAUAUUUAGGUACUCUACCUGAAAUGUUUUAGUUAAACAGUUGUCCAUUCACUCAUCCUUAAUCAGAUUUUUUCACAUGCGAACGAUCAAAGAUGUGUGUGCUGUACUAAACUACGAUCGGGCGCUACUUUCUAGAGGAUAAAAUGAGUAGCAAAGAGGUACAUGAAAGAUGGACUUCUCCUCAUUACAGAGAGCAGCUUCACGCAUAAUCAGUUCUUCACAACUUUCAGCGUUACGAAUUGAAAAACUGAUCACAGUUUAGGUCAGGUUAGACGGCACCAGGUCAGUCUAUAGGGCACGUUCUUCGCACGACCGUCUGUAGUGGACCAAGGAAAUUUUUACCAGGAAGCAUGUGAACCAAAACUGACGACUGAAGACUCUUCAAAACUAAGCCCAAAGAAUGAUACAUACGUUCAAGUAACCUGGUUAAACUUGAAAAAGUAAACACAUCUUUGACGUUAGACAGUUAAAAACCAAGACUUGGGUCUGCGUUUUACAGACAAUUGAGCCCAAAGUGAAAUUUAAAAGCUGUUUGAAUAAUAGUGUCAAUCAAGUACUUUCGCUAACCAUGAUGUGAUUCAGUGGAUGAACCUUCAACAUGGAGCAAGAAAGGCGCAAUCGUGGGAUGACCCCUUUCCGACCCAUUCAUGCAGUCUGGUCUGACUCUCCCGCCGGCCCUAAUCUAAUUUUGCCACUGCGUCUCGUGUUUGCUUCGAGGUCAUUCCUACAGGUUCUCCAGUCUUUCCAAACACUUUAAAUUCCAUCUUGGUAUCAAAGCAUGUACAUUUUAAAACCUGUUUUUCGGGCAAAGUAAUGCAACAUCGUUAUACUGAUUCUAAAAUUUUUAAUACAAUUCUGAUUGUAAAAUUCCACUACUUACUGCGAGAGCUUGAUUUGCUCAAUUUUGUUUUUCGUCUCAUGUCCCUUCGAUGUUUGAUCGUGGCCUUUAUGAACAUACCUUAGGUGUUUUGAUAGCUCGCUGUACAAUCUUAGAGCUAAUUAAAAAGCGAAAGAAGUUCGCACUUGGGGUUGUGCUGACUGGAUGAUUAGAGUGUACUAAAUGCCAUCAUAGAGUUCAUUUGUCAGACCAUAAGGUGAUAUAAAAUAAACAGUUAAUACAGCCUGCCAAUUUAUCGACAAAUGUACUUUAUUGAUAUAGACAUUAACUCAAGAGUCACAACUGCGUUCAACAUUCCUGCACAACCUCUCGUUUGCCAAGCUGAACGUAUAUAAUGGCAAGACACCAGUCUUAAAAAGUCAAACUCGCUUAUAUAUAAAUAUCCUAGUUACAGUCGAUGACCGUUUUGUAACAAGAGUUUUAGAUAGCAAAAUAAAACCUUGCAUGGAUCUUCGACACUUGAGUCGACUGUAGCGGCGGCAGAAA
Messenger RNA from Pocillopora damicornis (cauliflower coral), 3515 nucleotides. RefSeq lists its product as uncharacterized. NCBI's taxonomy places the organism in Eukaryota, Metazoa, Cnidaria, Anthozoa, Scleractinia, Pocilloporidae. The record is from RefSeq and is a predicted model, not a curated record.